AUGCCACCUCCAGUGAAAAUUGAGCAUAGGGCCUAUUGGGCAGUUAAGCAGUAUAACAUGGAUUUCACCAAGGCGGGUGUAGCCAGGAAAUUGCAACUAGAGGAGCUUGAGUGUCUUAGGAACGAGGCAUAUGAGAAUGCUCGAAUCUACAAGGAAAAGACUAAGGCGUUUCAUGAUCACCAUAUUCGGAAGAAUGAUUUUCAAGAAGGUGACGAGGUUCUCCUCUAUAACUCGAGGCUCAGAUUCAUGCAUGGCAAGCUCCGUUCAAGAUGGAAAGGACCCUUCAAGGUGAAGGAGGUUAAGCCCUACGGAGUGAUGGAAUUGUUUGACCCCCGAAGCAAUGCAACUUUUAAGGUGAAUGGACAUAGAGUGAAAAAGUACCAUGUCUACAAACCAUCAAAGGAGUUAGAGGUGUUCCUGCUUACGAAUGCACUAAGAGGAGGGGAAGCUUAA
Molecule: messenger RNA, 453 nt
Organism: Arachis ipaensis
Lineage: Eukaryota; Viridiplantae; Streptophyta; Magnoliopsida; Fabales; Fabaceae
Source: RefSeq, a predicted model, not a curated record